AUGAGACGGUUAGAGAUCGAGGAAAGCUUACAAGAUGUCGUUGCAGAUGAAUUCACAUGUGUUGUAUUUGAAUGUAAAUUAAAUGACUGUUCUGAAAAAUGUUCUUCUUACAAAUGGUAUAAGGACGGAAAAAAUAUAGAGCCCUCGCGUAAAGUAAAAACAAUUUAUAGUGAUAAAUGGUAUCGCCUAGAAAUUACAUCAGUUUCGGUCCAAGAUCAUGGAGUUUAUGUUCUCUUAUUAAAAAAUAAUUCAACAGAAACAUUUUCCAAAGCAAACUUGUAUGUAAGACAAAUAAACGAUAGAUGUAAUAAUAUUUAUAGUGAUGUUAUUUAUAUGAAUCCAAUACCAAAAUACAAUGUUGCCGUAAGACAUCUGAGAAGUGCAAAAUUGUUAGUAGGAGACACUAUAGAGCUAGAAGCUGAAUUUAAUGCGGACGUUUCAGAAGAUUAUGUGUGGUAUAAAAGUAAUCGUAUAUUAAUACCAAAUGAGCGUACAAUAGUAUUAAGCGAUAAGAGGACUACCACACUUUCCAUUUUGUGUGCCAAAGAGAAGGAUACAGGUAUUUACCAUGUAGUAUCUAAAUCAGAAUAUGGUAUUGCGUCAAGUUUCGCAAGUAUAGUCGUAAUAAAUACUGACCUAAAUGCGUUAAAUACUAGUGAAGUAGUGCCCUGUAUAGAAGAAGCUUUAGCAGAAGAGUUAGAAGUUAAUAAUGAAGAGGAGAUAAGAUUACUAUGUAAGGCUUCUUAUGAUGUAAACACUUCAAUACAAUGGUCCAAAAACGGGAAAAACUUAGAAAAUAUGAAUAACAUGGUAACAGAAUAUUAUAACAACAGUUACAUAUGUUUGAGAAUUAAAAAUACCUGUUUAGGUGACAGUGGCGAGUAUUUAUUAAAUAUGCGAGAUAAUAUAACCGAUCAAGUAGAUUCGACAAGUUGCUUUUUAACUGUGAACGAAACUCCAGGAAUAAAAACAGCAACUAAAUUAAUUAAACUUUUGCAACCCAUUAUAACAUGCUUUGGAACAACGAUAUCAUUUACUUGUAGUUUCUCGAUGGAUGACCCAAGGUUUUAUUACGUCGUGUGGUACAUUGGUCAUUUUAGGGUUGAACGAACAAAUCACAGAUUUCAUGUGAUGCAUAGCGGAGGAGAUUACAUUUUAAUAGUAAAACAAGUGGACCCUGGAAUGGCCGGAUCAGUAACUUGUGAGCUUCGAAGAUCACUACCUAACAGAAAAUCCCUUCUAAUUAAUAGCGCAACGACAUAUUUGACAAUCGUUCCGCCUGACAUACUCUAUAAAGAAAUUAAACUUAGUAAGCCAAGUUUUAAAAGAUAUGUAUUCGAUAAUGCGAGCUCGAAAACACAGGUAGUUAUUAAAAACGACAGUGAUUUAAAUGGGAUUCAUAAAAAUAUAUCAUCAAAUGGCGCUACGCGUAUGGUGGAACAUCGGGGCAUAAUGGUCAUCACUUAUUGCAGAUUGAAUGAUGAACACUUUUAUUUGGAAAUUGAAAAUGAUGAAAAUGAAAUAUAUGCAAGCCAUCUUGUAGUUAAUAUAAAAACGACAUACUUUAAUUCAUCAAAUGAACAUUCCAUGCUUGUAGUAAUACAAUGGUACAGCACGGAAACAAAUAACAAAUGGUAUGUCAUUGAAUUUGGAAGAACGAGUGCUUCUUUUGUACAAGCAGGAAUAUCGAGUUUACCUAUGUUCGAAAUUAAAGAUCCUCCGAUAGAGCAGAUAAUGAAAUUUCGUAUUUCAACCACAGACUGUCCAAACAACUCCGACGAGUCCAGAGUUUGUAUAUUACCACAUGAAAAUAAUCUACAAAAAUUAAACGAUGCGUGUGAGCUAAAACCAAUGGAAGAAUUUGAGACUAUGUUUACGAGAACUGGGGAUGUAAUUGGUUGCGGCGCAUUUGGGAGUGUGGUUCUUGUUAGAGACACGAAUGAAGAAUUCUAUGCAGCAAAAAUAUUAAAGACUAGAACACAGAAAAAAAGAGAUACAGCUAUGAGAGAGUAUGAAACUAUGAGAAAACUGCAUCAUUCUAAACUCGUAAAGCUUUAUCAAACAUUUUCGUCGAGAGACUCCUUUAUUUUAAUUAUGGAUUACCUAUGGGGUGGAGAGCUUUUCGAUAGAAUAGUUGAAGAGGAACAUAUCAAGGAAGUCGAUGUAGUACCUUACGUUCGUCAAAUUUGUGAAGCGUUACUUUAUCUACACGACCAAAAAAUUGCCCAUUUAGAUUUAAAACCAGAAAAUAUAAUUUGUCUUAGUCCUAACUCCAGACUAGUGAAAAUCAUAGACUUCGGUUUAGCGAGAGUACUUGAUGAAGGUCACGUGACAAGAGCUAUAUACGGAACUAGGGAUUAUGUUGCCCCUGAAGUUUUAAAUUUUGAAAGACUCACUCUUGCAUGUGAUAUGUGGAGCUUGGGAGUUGUAACUUACAUGUUAUUAUCUGGCGUUAUGCCUUUUAGUGGUGAGUCUUGGCCAGAGCGAUCAGCUAAUAUCACAAUGGCUAAUUACGACUACCAUGAGUCAGCUUUUAAAGAAAUAUCCGGAUUAGCAAAAGACUUUGUAGAUCGCCUUUUAAUUUUACAACCCGAAAAACGUAUGAAAGCAUCCAUUGCUUUAAAUCACCAGUGGAUUUUAGAAGGGCCACCCGGUGGUGCGAAAGCGGGACAUAUGAAACGAGCUAGAGAAAAUCUGAGAUCUUAUCUAGCUAACCACAGAGCUAGGUGGCAAAGAGCUGGUAAUGUCAUGAUAGCAGCACAUCGUUUGCGGACACAUGCGACCAUACAGCGUAACACUAAUACCGAAGAUGCCGACAGAGGUGCUCCACGAGUUACC
Messenger RNA from Brenthis ino (lesser marbled fritillary), 2838 nucleotides. NCBI's taxonomy places the organism in Eukaryota, Metazoa, Arthropoda, Insecta, Lepidoptera, Nymphalidae. The record is from the annotation of a GenBank genome assembly.